This is a messenger RNA of Drosophila yakuba, 868 nucleotides long. Its product is annotated as trypsin eta. The record is from RefSeq and is a predicted model, not a curated record. The coding region runs from base 25 to 813 and encodes 262 amino acids. Gene Ontology annotation, biological process: proteolysis. The transcript has a single exon. NCBI's taxonomy places the organism in Eukaryota, Metazoa, Arthropoda, Insecta, Diptera, Drosophilidae. Gene Ontology annotation, molecular function: serine-type endopeptidase activity.
UUUAGUCACUCUCCGCACCACAAAAUGAACAAAGUCAUAUUACGGAUUCCAGCGCUGCUGUUUCUUCUAGGAAUUGGCGCAGUGUCGGCGCAACCAGAUGGCCGCAUAGUUGGUGGUACAGAUACCUCCAGUUACUAUACCAAAUAUGUGGUGCAGUUGCGCAGGCGCACUUCCUCGAGCAGCUCCUACGCCCAAACCUGCGGUGGUUGCAUCCUGGACGCGGUGACAAUAGCAACCGCAGCCCAUUGUGUCUACAACCGCGAGGCGGAGAAUUUCCUGGUGGUGGCAGGAGAUGAUAGCCGUGGUGGCAUGAAUGGCGUGGUGGUGCGCGUUUCCAAAUUGAUACCCCACGAGUUGUACAACGCCUCCACUACGGAUAACGACAUUGCUCUGGUGAUUGUGGAUCCUCCCCUGCCAUUGGCUAGCUUUAACACCAUGGAGGCCAUUGAAAUCGCCUCGGAGCCACCAGCCGUUGGAGUCCAGGCCACAAUCAGUGGUUGGGGUUACACCCAGGAGAAUGGCCUGCCCUCCGAUCAACUGCAGCAGGUUAAGGUACCAGUUGUCGACUCGGCAAAGUGCCAGCAAGCCUACUACUGGCGUCCAAUCAGCGAGGGAAUGCUCUGCGCCGGGCUAUCGGAGGGCGGAAAGGAUGCCUGCCAGGGAGAUUCCGGAGGACCUCUGGUUGUUGCUAACAAGCUGUCCGGCAUUGUUUCCUGGGGGGAAGGAUGCGCACAGCCAAACUAUCCUGGCGUUUACGCAAAUGUGGCCUACUUUAAGGACUGGAUAGCCAAACAGCGAGCAGCUUAUGUAUAACACCUAUUAUAACCGCCGAUUAUAUCAAAUGCCCAAUAAAAUAACGUACUACAAA